UUGCGUCACGGCGGAACACCUCAGGCUGCUAGCUAGGUUAGCAAUCAUCGGUCGUUAACUCCUGCAGAAAGAAGGUCAUUAUUUUACCUAAAAGUAGCUGUUAACACUCCGCGUUACUUUUUAUGCAAAAAGUAACGCGGUGCAAAUACAUUUGCAUGUGCGUGCGUUGAUAAUCCCAUUGUAAUGUUCAAGGCAGUGUCUACGUGUGUGCUAGCGAGGCACGUUAACUGCUAGCAUAAUAAGAGCUGCAACAUUUCUGGACAUGCUCGGCGACGCAAUGAUUACAAGUGGGACAUCCGAAGUUCCCUGCAGCAAUAAACAAGAGUCACCGAAGUCCCUCGACGAGACGCAGCGGGCGCCGCCGCAACAGACCGCACCAAAGUUGGUUUUGAUCUGGCCCAAUCCAAGUUCUCAUCAGCCUGCCAAGCAAAAGGAGGAGGAGUUGGAAGAUGUUGAUGAUCCAAGUCAGGAUGAUGGGAUGUUGUUAUCUGUCUCCGACCACAGCGCACUAAACCUAUCUACAGGAGAAGAAACCGCUCUCUAUUUCAAUCCAGAUUACACCAGAAAGUCUCGGAACGACACAUCGCUUGUUCUCUUGACAAGAAAGUUUUUGAACUUGCUGCAGAGUUCAAAAGAUGGCAUUUUGGAUCUUAACCUCGUGAGCCAGGAGAUCAACUCCUCCAAGAGACGCAUCUACGAUGUCACAAACGUCUUGGAGGGGAUCAACUUGAUCAAAAAAAUAUAUAAGAAUCAUAUACAGUGGAUGGGUGGCAGUCCCAGUAAGGACACCAUCCAAAUAAUAAAUGAUCUCGCCGAAGAAGAGAAAAAGCUGGACGAGCUGAUCGAAAGCUGCACAGGGGAUCUCCACGCGAUGUGUGUGGACGAGGAGAACAGCAAGUUUGCCUACGUGACCUAUGAGGACAUUCAAACCAUCCCCACACUGAGUGAGCAAACUCUACUCGUCAUCAAAGGCCCCGAAGACACAAUCCUGAAUGUCACGCACCCAAAAGAAGUACGUUCCCUUCGUUGUGUGUACUUGUAUGCAAAUCAGAACAUGCUCUGUUCUUGUCCUCAGAGCUUCCAAGUCCACAUGAAGAGCACUCAGGGUCCCAUCGACGUGUUGAUCUGCUCAGACGAGCCUCUUCCGAUGGAAGUCACGGGCGGUCACGUGGACGGCGACGCCAAUAGCGAUCACAACUCUGCUAAUGACUCGUACACUUCAUUUGUUCAGAUGCCCCUGAAAAGCGAACCUUGUUAUUAA
Molecule: messenger RNA, 1261 nt
Organism: Syngnathus acus (greater pipefish)
Lineage: Eukaryota; Metazoa; Chordata; Actinopteri; Syngnathiformes; Syngnathidae
Gene: e2f3
Product: E2F transcription factor 3
Exons: 5
Coding region: 263-1261 (332 amino acids)
Biological process (GO): regulation of transcription by RNA polymerase II
Cellular component (GO): RNA polymerase II transcription regulator complex
Molecular function (GO): protein dimerization activity; DNA-binding transcription factor activity, RNA polymerase II-specific; RNA polymerase II cis-regulatory region sequence-specific DNA binding
Source: RefSeq, a predicted model, not a curated record